GUGUCCUCGGUAUAUGUCCGGUCAGUCAUCAUGCGGCUGCUCUCGGCUCUGGGUCCCUGGGGCCCCGGACUCUGCUCCUGCUCCUGGGCUCGGCUCCGUGUGGCUGCUGUCCCGCUGGGUGACCUCCAGGAGGAUCCGCGGGAAGAUCCAGGCGGCCCGGGAGAGAAGGGAGGAAAGUCUGCGGAGGAUGGAGCGGAUGGGGGCUCAGCAUCAUGUGACCGAUCCCUCAGCGAUUCUGUCGCUGUCCCUGAUGGAGCUGAGAGACAAACUGAGGAGCGAGGUCCUCACCCCAGAAGCCGUCCUCGGGACCUACGUGAGCAAGGCGCUGGAAGUGACCCGGGAGCUGAACUGUGUUACCGACUUCUUACCAGAGUGCGAGGAGCAGCUGAAGGAACUCCGGGGGCAGACAAGCCGGGGGCCACUAUACGGGGUUCCCAUCAGCGUGAAGGAUAAUUUUAACUGCAAGGGUCACGACUCCACAUUGGGGUUAGUUAAGAAUUUGGAGCGUCCGGCCUCGGAGGAUUGCGUCAUUGUGCGGGUGCUGAAGAAGCAGGGAGCCGUCCCCUUCGUGAAGACCAACGUCCCACAGUCCUUACUGAAGUAA
Messenger RNA from Hyla sarda, 604 nucleotides. RefSeq names its product vitamin D3 hydroxylase-associated protein-like. The record is from RefSeq and is a predicted model, not a curated record. Lineage: Eukaryota; Metazoa; Chordata; Amphibia; Anura; Hylidae. Gene Ontology annotation, molecular function: fatty acid amide hydrolase activity; amidase activity. The coding region runs from base 14 to 604 and encodes 196 amino acids. Gene Ontology annotation, biological process: fatty acid catabolic process. The transcript has 4 exons.